AUGUUUCUUUAUAACUUAACUUUACAACCUCCAACCACAAUUAAUGUUGCUGUGGUUGGUCACUUUUCGGGAACGAAGCAACAGGAGAUUGUUGUUUCUAGAGUAACGCGCUUAGAAUUUCUUAGGGCUGAUCCAAAUUCGGGCAAAUUACAAACUCUAUUGACCCAUGACGUUUUUGGGAUAAUUAGAUCUUUGACACCUUUUCGUUUAACUGGAGGCUCAAAAG
Molecule: messenger RNA, 226 nt
Organism: Racocetra persica
Lineage: Eukaryota; Fungi; Glomeromycota; Glomeromycetes; Diversisporales; Gigasporaceae
Source: the annotation of a GenBank genome assembly